CAGCCCCCUUUUCCUCAUUCUCGCACGUAACAGCCAUCUUCCUUCAGCUCGAGAAGACUGUUCGUGCAGACAUGGCCGACUACUCUAACGUGGCUCCGCCGUCUUCGAACGCCGGUGGAGGGAUGAACGACGCAUUUAAAGAUGCUCUUCAGAGGGCCAGACAGAUCGCUGCAAAAAUAGGAGGUGAUGGGGUACCGCCCUCUCCAGUUUCCAAUGACUUUGGUUAUGGAGGACAGAAGAGGCCCCUUGAAGAUGGAGAUCAACCAGAAACAAAGAAAGUUCCACCAAGUGAUCCUUUUUCAGCUGUAAUGGGAGGCAUGGGUGGCCCACCAAGGUCUGUAUCUGAAGAGUUCAAGGUCCCAGAUGGCAUGGUUGGCUUCAUCAUUGGAAGAGGAGGAGAACAGAUUUCAAGACUGCAACAGGAAUCUGGCUGCAAAAUACAGAUUGCUCCUGACAGUGGUGGUAUGCCUGAUAGGUCAGUGACGUUAACUGGUUCACCAGAUGCAAUCAUGACUGCUAAGAGGCUGCUCUCAGAGAUUGUAGAGAAAGGCAGACCAUCUCCAGCGUUCCACCACAAUGAUGGACCAGGGAUGUCUGUUCAUGAGAUGAUGAUCCCUGCCUCCAAAGCGGGCCUGGUCAUUGGAAAGGGAGGGGAAACGAUCAAACAGUUACAGGAACGGGCUGGAGUCAAAAUGGUGAUGAUUCAAGAUGGACCCCAAAACACAGGCGCUGAUAAACCACUCAGGAUCUCUGGUGAUCCUUUCAAAGUUCAGCAAGCUAAAGACAUGGUAAUGGAUCUGAUUAGAGAUCAGGGUUUUCGUGAACAGAGAGGAGAGUAUGGCUCUAGAGCAGGUGGUGGUGGUGGAGGAGGAGAGAGUUUGGAUGUCCCUGUGCCAAGGUUUGCUGUGGGUAUUGUGAUUGGCCGGAGUGGCGAAAUGAUCAAGAAGAUUCAGAAUGAUACUGGUGUGAGGAUUCAGUUCAAACCAGAUGAUGGCAGCACACCAGAAAGGAUUGCUCAGAUUAUGGGACCCCCAGAUAGAGCACAGCAUGCAGCAGAUAUCAUAACUGAUCUACUGAGGAGUGUGCAGGCCGGAGGACCCCCUGGUCAUGGUGGUGGUGGCGGUGGGGGCGGCGGCGGCAGAGGAAGAGGCCGUGGACAGGGAAACUGGAACAUGGGCCCUCCUGGUGGUCUGCAGGAAUUUACUUUUACUGUACCUACCAUGAAGACUGGCCUCAUUAUUGGCAAAGGUGGUGAAACUAUUAAAAACAUAAGCCAGCAGUCUGGAGCCAGGAUAGAAUUGCAAAGAAACCCUCCUCCUAAUUCGGAUCCUAAUAUAAAGAUCUUCACAGUCCGUGGGUCACCCCAACAAAUUGAUUAUGCCAGGCAAUUGGUCGAGGAGAAGAUAGGAGGUCCAGUUAGCCCUAUGGGUGGUCCUCAUGGUCCACCUGGGCCACAUGGAGGACCUUCUCAUGGACCUCCUGGUCCUCAGGGACCACCUGCUCCCAUGGGCCCUUACAACCCUGGGCCUUAUGGCCAGGGCCCACCUGGACCACAUGGACCCCCAGCACCAUACCAACCUCAAGGCUGGGGCAAUGGAUACCCCCACUGGCAGCAAGGACAGCCUGAUCCUAAUAAAGCAGCGGCUGAUGCUAAUGCUGCAGCAUGGGCUGCCUAUUAUUCUCAGUACCAGCAGCAGCCUCAGGGUCCAAUGACACCCACCUCGGCAGCCCCAGGCACAACCCAAGCCAAUGGACAAGGUGACCCGCAAGCUCCCGGUCAAAGUGGACAGGCAGAUAACACCAAGGCCUGGGAGGAAUAUUACAAGAAAUUGGGUCAAGGCCAGCCUCAGCAGGACUACACCAAGGCGUGGGAAGAGUACUAUAAGAAGCAAGGUCAAGCUGCUCCUCAAGCAGCUGCAGCAGCAACGGCAACACAGCCCGGAGGUCAGCCGGAUUACAGUGCAGCGUGGGCCGAGUAUUACCGCCAACAGGCCGCCUACUAUGGUCAAGGAGCCCCUCAGGCAAUGGGUGGUGCACCCCAGGCUCAGCAGGGCCAGUAAUGUGAAGUGGACAUAAAGUAAAUGCUACAUUGUCAGAAAAAAACCUUUGUUAAAUGUUUGGAUGCAGACGCCAUGAUGAAGAUCUUUAUUUGAUUGGUUUGAGUGUUUAAGAUAGAUCGCAGACCGGCUCCGAAGUCAAGUAUAAAUAUAUAUAUAUUUUUCCCUUUUGUUUUGCCACUCUUGUAAAUGAACGGUUUGUUUUUAGUCAGGUUAAUAUUUGGUCAUUCCAGCUCCUGUAUCUUCUGUAUCUCAUGUAGAUUUGAGACUAAAGUCAUUUCCAUGUAAAUCAUCUCAGUUUUAAUAUGAUAUGCCUGUUGUGUUUUGCAAUAAAACAAUGAAACCUCCUGUGUUGGUAAGUGGGGUGCAAAGGUGGGGCAUGUUUUGUGAACUUAACUUUGUUUUGGGACGGGGUGGGAGCAAAUUUCCAAAAACGACAAAUGUGUCUCUCGUUUUGUUUUUUUCUCUUCUUUGACCUGUCUAUACAAGCCUUUUUGAUUUUAGUUCAAUUCCUGGUCUUUAAAUGUCACAAGAGAUCAUUGACUGUUUGACAAAUGGACAGCUCUGUUUUUAUACUGCAUUCUUGUUGUUUUUACUGGUCAUUGAUGUGGAUGAGGUGUAGGCAGGUUAUCUAAGGCAAAGUGGCUUGAUGUUGGCAAGGUAUGCGACUCAUGCAAUAACUCAGUGCUGUAGUGUUGCUCAUUUUUGUACUGCAUUUCACCUGGUUUGUUGAGGUUAAUGAGAGCCAUUUCCUUCCUCACAGGCAAGAUUAGGAAGGCGGUAAGCAAGUGUGCGUCUUUACAUAAACUGUUCUUUUAAUAUUGUUAUUGCAAUCAUGCUGCAAGCAUUUUAGUUUUUCAGAGUUUGCUGCUUUUUUUACAGUGCAGGUCAAAUGUUCUGAUCAAGUUAUGCUUUGCGAAAUUACUUGUCCCCAUCUUAUAUAUAUUUUAAAUGUCUAAAUUCAACCAUUUGUGUAUAUAUUGACUAUAAAUAUUGCUCAAUCGUUUUGAUACCAUUAAAACACGAAAAGCUCAAAUGCGAACAUGGACUACUUGUUUUGUCUGCUAGCAUAUAGGUUUUUGGGAGACUCUGGCCUUCCACACCAGUGAAAUGAGCUCUCCACUGUAAGUACAAAAUGUACAUGACUCUGCGGCUGUCAAUGCUUUGUCUUUGACCGAUUGAAACGCAUUGUAUUUUUUUAAUAUUCUCUAAAUGUUGCCCUUUUUUGGGUAAGUAUGUCAGGGCUGUAAUUGAUUUGACAUGCAUUUAAGAUAAUGACCUGACCCUUUUCCACAUUGGACUGUUUCUUUUUGCCAUUGUGAUAUGUACAUAUUGAGUCGUUGCCAUGUUGACACUGCUUUAGUCAUUUAGGAGUUCUCUUCUCAAACUGUAUCACUGUGUUCAGGCCAGAACAGCUAUAGCAACUUUAUCCCAUUGACUAGACAUGUCAAUUGUCAUUUUUUUCUGCUUUGCCAAGUGUUUUAUACUGCAAAGGCUAUAAAGACCCAUUGUCUCAAAUGUCAAUUCGCAUUAUUGUCUAAUUUCUAAAUUUGUGCCUGACCUGUUUUUCUGAUUGAGGUCAUCGAUUUGAUGCACGUUUUUCUUUGAUUUGACUUUAUUAGUGAGCAGUGCAAUGUCUAACUUUGCAGUGCCAUCCCUGACCUUGCACCUUAGGUUCUGCAGCAAUAACGCACAGGUAAGAGUAUCCUAAAAAGUCAAAGCGAUUGAACCUGUGAUCUCUAGUCUAAUGCUUUUCAUAUUUGAAACUGAGGUCAAUAUGUGCUGCAUAAACGAUGUCUCUCGUAGUAAAUAGAUUGCCGUACGCAACAAAUGUUGGAGUUUAGGUCUGCUGGAAAUGUUUUUUGUCCAUUUUGAAUUGCAUGGCAUUGACCUGUAGCUCAUAAAACAAUGUUUUUAUCUUAAUUCUAUUAAUACCUUUAACUAGGAUUGCUGUUUUUUUUUUCCUCUCUAAAUGAACCCAUGUUAAUUUAAUAUGAUUGCUCAUUUGAUAACUUGCCGGUAAGUGUUUAGUGUGGUCCUGUUCUAAUGUUAUACAAAAUGCAUGCAGAUGCAAACUGAUUCAGCGUUAGCCCUAUGAAUGCUCUCAAUUAUAACUGACGUAUACUGUAUGUAUGCUCAUGUUUCACUGGUUUGCAAGCUAUAUUGAUGCCCCUCUCUAGUGCUAACAUUUGUCCCACAUUGCUGCCUUCAUUCUCGCUCACAGUGUUGAAGAUGCCGCAGGCGUAGUUCGUAGAAUCAGGUCCUGAGCUAGUUUGUCCGUAUGGAGGAUUCCUUUGAGUCUGUCCCUCCACUGAAUGUAGACUGUUCGAGGGCUCCAAUUAUAAGGUAAAAAUAUAUAUAUUAUGAGGACUGUCAUUGCAAAGUCAAUGUUUCUGUUAGUUUAGGGUGAUGCCGGUUAGUUUUGAUUUUAGAAACAUGCCAUACAUUUCUGUUUUAUUGGCUGUCAGUGCUAUGAAAUGUUCUUUGAGUACAUGCUUUGCCUUUUGUUGAUAAGUGUAGGGAUUUAAUGUGCAUCAAUGCUGUACAGAUGGACCAGGAACGUUUUUUUUUUUUCUUUGAGUAGACAUUUGCCAGAUCUUUCUAAUUUUCUCUUUUGGUUUGACGGUUAAAGAAUAUUUUUAAAGCUAGUCUGUCCAUUGCUGCAUAUCGUUUGUAUGCAUGCUAGAUGUGCUUUCCUUUUUGAGCAAAUUGUUCACAACAGAAUUCGUGGGGGUCUUAAAACGAAGAGAAAAUCGGAGAAAUUUGGAGCAUGCCUUUUGAGGUAAAAACAAAAAAUCAAACAAAAACAAUGAACUGUUAAAGCUGUUGAAUGUACCUUUUUUCUGAGAAUUGUUGGUCUAAAUUGACUGUUGCCAUUGUCAUUAAUAAAAUUGUAAUCAUUA
Danio rerio (zebrafish) is the source of this 4960-nucleotide messenger RNA. Lineage: Eukaryota; Metazoa; Chordata; Actinopteri; Cypriniformes; Danionidae. The record is from RefSeq and is a predicted model, not a curated record.